AUGAGGAUGCUAGAGCGACCCGAACAUCGAUUUUCACCUGCACGAGGUUAGCUAGGGGAAAAAACCACUCUCCUGAAAGAUAUGCAACAUAUGUUCCUUUCCCUAACCCAAACAGUGGCUCGGCUUUUCGUUACUAGAUUCUUGGGACAAUUCAUAUCGAUCGGUUGUGUAAUGAUACUAGAAGGAGAAAGGAUGUUUGUAUUCGGAGAAAAAGACUCUACUUGUUCUUUGAAAUCUAUCCUUAAGAUUCACUGUCCUCAGUUUUACUGGAAGGUUAUGACACAAGCGGAUUUAGGACUAGCAGAUGCUUAUAUCAGUGGAGAUUUUUCAUUCGUCGAUAAAGACUCAGGGCUUUUAAAUCUGAUAAUGAUUCUUAUAGCUAACAGAGACCUGAACUCGCCAAAAUCAAACCUUGCCAAGAAAAGGGGAUGGUGGACGCCAAUGUUUCUAACUGCCGGUUUAGCGUCUGCAAAGUAUUAUCUAAAGCAUGUCUCUAGACAGAACACUCUAACUCAAGCUCGAAAGAACAUUUCUUGUCACUAUGACCUUAGCAACGAGUUUUUCAGUCUCUUCAUGGAUGAUACAAUGAUGUACUCCUCUGCAGUAUUCAAGUCAGAAAAUGAGGAUCCUAGAACUGCACAGAUGAGAAAAAUAUCUCUUUUAAUUGAAAAGGCGAGGAUAGAGAGGAACCAUGAGGUUUUAGAGAUGGGAUGCGGAUGGGGAACUUUGGCUAUAGAAGUUGUGAAAAGAACUGGAUGCAAAUACAAUGGGAUUACUCUUUCUAUAGAACAGCUUAAAUAUGCAGAAACAAAAGCGAAAGAAGCUGGACUUCAGGAUCAGAUUACAUUUGAGCUUUGCGAUUAUCGUCAACUGUCUGAUGCUCGAAAAUAUGACAGAAUUAUAGCUUGCGAGAUGAUAGAAGCGGUUGGCCAUGAGUUUAUGGAGAAGUUUUUCAGUUGCUGUGAAGCUGCGCUUGCACAAAACGGCAUUUUUGUACUACAGUUCACAGCGAUACCGGAAAAGUUAUACGAUGAGAGCAGACUAAGUUCAGGUUUCAUAACAGAAUACAUAUUCCCAGGUGGAUGUCUUCCUUCUUUAGCUAGAGUAACUUCAGCCAUGGCCUCUUCCUCUAGGCUAUGCAUCGAGAACGUUGAGAAUUUUGGGAUUCAUUACUACCACACGUUGAGAUGCUGGAGGAAGAACUUCUUGGAGAGACAGAAACAAAUCAUGGAUCUUGGAUUCGACGAUAAAUUCAUAAGGACAUGGGAAUAUUAUUUCGACUACUGUGCAGCUGGUUUCAAGACUCUUACCCUUAAAAACUACCAGAUAGUAUUUUCACGCCCAGGGAACUUAGCUGCAUUUGGUGAUGAUGAUCCAUUUAGCAGCUCCCCAACGCAGAAAAAACAAUAUUAGAUGAUACAGUUCCCGGAGAAAAAGUAUAUCCUCACGGAAUACUGCUUUCAUGAUUGAUUCUGUACCAACAACCUAUUACUGUCUAGACCAUUCUAAAGCAAAGACCACAACUUAGAAUGUGUGUGAACUACUCGAGCUCUUAUGGUGCAAUGGUUCACUUACAUUAGGACCGUAGAAAGACCUUACUGCUGUCCAAGUUUGAGUACCUAUGAUGUAAUUCAAGAUCUAUGUGACAGGGUUACAUCUCGGGUACAUAGGACUGCCAGAACCUCUAUUCAAUCGAUACUAAGCAUGAAUCGGAGCUUGAUUAAAAUGUUUAAGAU
Capsella rubella is the source of this 1736-nucleotide messenger RNA. RefSeq names its product tuberculostearic acid methyltransferase UfaA1. The transcript has 15 exons. Gene Ontology annotation, molecular function: methyltransferase activity. The record is from RefSeq and is a predicted model, not a curated record. Lineage: Eukaryota; Viridiplantae; Streptophyta; Magnoliopsida; Brassicales; Brassicaceae.